Xenopus tropicalis (tropical clawed frog) is the source of this 1854-nucleotide messenger RNA. It is a transcript of the gene faim2, whose product is annotated as Fas apoptotic inhibitory molecule 2. Lineage: Eukaryota; Metazoa; Chordata; Amphibia; Anura; Pipidae. Gene Ontology annotation, cellular component: postsynaptic membrane; plasma membrane; membrane raft. Bases 371 to 1306 code for a protein of 311 amino acids. Gene Ontology annotation, biological process: calcium ion transmembrane transport. The transcript is spliced from 13 exons. The record is from RefSeq and is a predicted model, not a curated record.
UAACAGCUCCUGGGUAGCGCUAGGAGUGGGGGUGCCAGUAGUGGGUGCAGGCGGGUUAGUGAGGGUCUGUACGUUGCGGGCAGCUGUGAGGGGCGCUUGUACUCAGCACCAUGCCCCAAGGGAAGUUUUCCCUAUCCAGUGUGAGGAUUCCAGCAAUUACUGUUUAACACAAGCAUGUGAUGGAUGCCUCUGCCUGGGAUAGCACAUUGCCACAGAACUCCCCUCCCGAGCAGUGGUACAGUCCUGCUAUCUGUCACAGCCAAGCUCCUGGAUAGUGCUAGAAGUGAGGUGUCGGUACUGCGUGCAGGCGAGCUAGUGAGGGUCUCUUUUCAACGCAGACAGCUGUGAGGGGCGCCUUGUCCUCAGCACCAUGACCCAAGGAAAGGUCUCUGUUAGCAGCAAAGGUGCUGAAAAUGACGGCAGCAAUACAGUAAAACAUACCAGCAAUAACCGUUCUUCAGCUCCCCCCUCCUAUGAAGAGGCUACAGCAGGUGAUGGAAAGAAAGCAGAUUAUCUGCAAGCAACAUCUCCUACAUUGUCUCAACACUCAUGGCAACAUGGGGAACCAUACAAUAGUCCAGAUUGCAGCAGUGGAAUAUAUUCUGGGGACACAGAGAUGUUGACUACACAGAGCUGGGAUAAUGAAACUGUUCGCCGAGGGUUUAUUAGGAAGGUUUAUGCCAUCCUUAUGAUCCAGCUGUUAGUUACUGUAGCAGUUGUGGCCCUGUUUACAUUCUGCGACCCUGUGAAGGGUUAUAUCCAGGCCAAUCCAGGAUGGUACUGGGCUUCUUAUGCAGUGUUCUUCUCCACAUACCUAGUUCUGGCCUGCUGCUCUGGACCAAGGAGAAAGUUUCCUUGGAACCUGAUUCUUCUCUGCAUAUUUACACUUUCCAUGGCUUACGUAACAGGAAUGCUGUCCAGCUUUUACAAUACCAAAUCUGUGAUCUUAUGUCUUGGAAUCACUGCCCUGGUCUGCAUGUCUGUUACACUGUUCAGCUUCCAAAGUAAGAUCGACUUCACUUCAUGUCAAGGAGUUCUGUUUGUGUUAUCUAUGGUUCUUCUCUUCAGCGGGAUCUUCCUUGUUAUCCUCAUACCAUUUCAAUAUAUUCCUUGGCUACAUGCUGUCUAUGCUGUAAUCGGAGCAAUUGUGUUCACUAUGUUUUUGGCAUUUGAUACACAAAUGCUGAUGGGGAGUCGGCGUUACUCUCUCAGUCCCGAAGAAUAUAUCUUUGGAGCGCUCAACAUCUAUCUGGAUAUAAUCUACAUAUUUUCAUUCUUACUCCAGCUGUUUGGCACUCAAGAAUAACAUGCUUUCAUCUGGAUGGUUUUAAACCUACACGUUCAGAUAUGCGCACACCAGCUAUACCUGGCAAAAGAAACAUAACAGCUUUUAAUGGUAUCUUAUAAAAAAGGACUAUUUAUGCAAAGUUAAACAAACGUUUUGAUGUUCAUUUAAUGUUAAGCUUCUGUUAUUUGGCAACCUGUUGCUGAUUUUGCAUUUUUACUAUAUAAGGAAUUUGAGCCACUUGUCAUGCAGUGUAUUUGCAUAUACUAAAAGGAGAAACAGACUAUAGGGUUAAUGUGCUACUGAAAUUUGCAGAUAGUAUUUUAGUAGUGCACCUAAAGCAUAUGGCUUGCAAAACUUAUUACUGUUUAGUUAGCGAUGCCCUAGAUUUGCUUCUUUGUUUGACUGUUGCAUUUCUUUGGACAUGGCUGUACUUUCUGGUAUUCAUAAAUAUGCAUUGCUUGUCAGAGACAAUUGCUUGAAUGCCUCUCUGCUUCCGUCGCAUAUAAGCUGUAUUGUUUAUGAAUACAAACUAAUUUAAUAAAGAGUAUUAUUUUCUUGUGAAAUUG